CGCGGCGGCCAUUUUGUCUUAUCGGCUCCUGUUUAGCGGAGGCUUUUAGGCCGGGAGCGGGCCGGAGAGCUUGGCGACUGUGUCGCCGGCGUUUUCUUUGGUGGGUGCCAGGGGUGGUGGGAGCAGUCGCCCGAGGAAAGCACCAUGAUUUCGGCCGCGCAAUUGUUGGAUGAGUUAAUGGGCCGGGACCGAAACCUCGCCCCGGAUGAGAAGCGCAGCAACGUGCGGUGGGACCACGAGAGCGUUUGUAAAUAUUAUCUCUGUGGUUUUUGUCCUGCGGAAUUGUUCACAAACACUCGUUCUGAUCUUGGGCCUUGUGAAAAAAUUCAUGAUGAAAAUCUGCGAAAACAGUAUGAGAAGAGUUCUCGUUUUAUGAAAGUUGGCUAUGAGAGAGAUUUUCUGCGAUACUUACAGAGCUUACUUGCAGAAGUAGAGCGUAGAAUUAGACGAGGCCAUGCUCGUUUGGCAUUAUCUCAAAACCAGCAGUCAUCUGGGGCAGCUGGUCCAACAGGCAAAAAUGAAGAAAAAAUUCAGGUUCUAACAGAUAAAAUCGAUGUACUCCUGCAGCAGAUUGAAGAAUUAGGAUCUGAAGGAAAAGUAGAAGAAGCCCAGGGAAUGAUGAAAUUAGUUGAACAGUUAAAAGAAGAGAGAGAAUUGCUUAGGUCCACAACUUCGACAAUUGAAAGUUUUGCCGCCCAAGAAAAACAAAUGGAAGUUUGUGAAGUGUGUGGAGCCUUUUUGAUAGUGGGAGAUGCCCAGUCCCGGGUAGAUGACCAUUUGAUGGGAAAACAGCACAUGGGCUAUGCCAAAAUUAAAGCUACUGUAGAAGAAUUAAAAGAAAAAUUAAGAAAAAGAACUGAAGAACCUGAUCGUGAUGAGCGUUUAAAAAAGGAGAAACAGGAACGAGAAGAAAGAGAAAAAGAAAGGGAGAGAGAAAGGGAAGAAAGAGAGAGGAAAAGACGAAGAGAAGAGGAAGAAAGAGAAAAAGAAAGGGCUCGAGACAGAGAAAGAAGAAAGAGGAGUCGAUCAAGGAGUCGUCACUCAAGCCGAACUUCUGACCGAAGAUGCAGCAGGUCUCGGGACCACAAAAGAUCACGAAGUAGAGAAAGAAGGCGAAGCAGAAGCAGAGAUCGACGAAGAAGCAGAAGCCAUGAUAGAUCAGAAAGAAAGCAUAGAUCUCGUAGUCGGGAUCGAAGAAGAUCAAAAAGCCGAGAUCGAAAGUCAUAUAAGCACAGGAGCAAAAGUCGGGACAGAGAACAAGAUAGAAAAUCCAAGGAGAAAGAAAAGAGGGGAUCUGAUGAUAAAAAAAGUAGUGUGAAGUCCAGUAGUCGAGAAAAACAGAGUGAAGACACAAACACUGAAUCAAAGGAAGGUGAUACUAAGAAUGAGGUCAAUGGGACCAGUGAAGACAUUAAAUCUGAAGUGCAGCGUAAGUAUGCACAGAUGAAGAUGGAACUAAGCCGAGUAAGAAGACAUACAAAAGCAUCUUCUGAAGGAAAAGACAGUGUAGUCCUGCAAAACAUUUUGAGUUUGUUCUGUAACUCGAGAGCCAGUAGCAUUGGAUUGAUGGAAGUGUAGGGUUUAUGAAUUAUUGCAGCUGACUACCAUACCUCACACAGCGUUGGUGUUGUGAGCGGCCCAUGAAAAGCCAAAUUAAAAAUCAAGGAUUCAGUCAAACUAAGCAGGUACUCAUGCCAGGUACUCCUUUCUCUACCCACAUCCAUGUUUGAAUGCUAUUGCCUGUGAUCUUUACGCUUAACUGUUGUGUAUCUUUUUUGUUCUUUACAAGAAGCACAGAGGGGUUUUUUGUAUAUUGCGUGAAAACUUAAAUGUUAACAGAAUGGAAUUUUUUUUCAACUGUGUGUAGGGAUGCAGUGGUGCCCAGAAUUAGAUAUCUUUAAAGAAUUUUAAAUACAAUAAACACUUCAUAUUAUUCGCCUUGUUACAUUCAAUGCAAUUCUCAAGUCUUUAAGAGGUAUGUGUUUAAUAUUUCCUACUGUGUAGGAGAAUUUGCAGUCAGCCAUAGGUAUAAUAGGAAUAAUCACUGGCUGAUACAUUUAAAGCAGCAGUGAAUAGCAAGGACAGCCACCUUCAAACUGUGAAAUACAAAGAACUGAUGAACCAUAUAGAAUGAAUUUGGGUUUUUAAAGAACUAUUAAAAGUCAGGCUUUACAAGAGUUCUUAAAACCUGUAAACUGUUCAUUCUUUGGGCUAGUGGCAUGGGAUUAAAUAUUCCUAAUGAAAGGAAGUACCAAUUAGUUGAUUUGUCGGUGACAUUCCUUUUCUAGGACAGCAAUAUAGUGUUAAAUUUGUGUGAGCCAUUCACACAUAGGCAGGCAUACACAGGCAUAUGGCUUUAAGAGACCACACUGAUGCCUUGAUAAUUUAAAAGAAUACAAACAUUCCAUAUACAUAUAUUAAUUAGCAGUUAAUGACUGGGCCACUUAGUCAUAAAAAUUUGCCUUUUACAUGUUGUCUAAUUAUCAUUUUUCCCCAAAUUUUGCCUUGUAGGAAUACUGUUCGAAGAUUUUUGGAAGAAAACUGAAAACGGCAUAAAGUGAAGAUCGACAUUAAAAUGAGGUGAAAGAAAACUAUAGUGGCAUAGAAAAAGUAUAAAGCUCAGUUAGUUAUUUUUGUUUUUUUUUAUUAAAAAUUAAUUCAGGACUGAUGUGACCUACCAGAUUUCAGAACAUGUAUUAAUAGCAUAUAUAUGCCACUGAAAACUUAGGUCCUGUAUCAUAUUUUUUCUUUAAGACUUUUUAAGAAAUAUUACCUAAAUAUGUGGCUUGCUUAGUGUUUAAUUGCAAGUUUUCAUUCUUGGACUUUGAAAACGAGAUUAAACGUUAGUAUUUGUGUGAAUCAGACUAAGUGGGAUUCCAUUUUUACAACUCUGCUAUACCUAGCCUUUGGAUUUAGAAGUGAAAAUAAAGUAUCUCUGACUUUCUGUUA
Molecule: messenger RNA, 2949 nt
Organism: Physeter macrocephalus (sperm whale)
Lineage: Eukaryota; Metazoa; Chordata; Mammalia; Artiodactyla; Physeteridae
Gene: LUC7L3
Product: LUC7 like 3 pre-mRNA splicing factor
Exons: 12
Coding region: 145-1578 (477 amino acids)
Biological process (GO): mRNA splice site recognition
Cellular component (GO): U1 snRNP; U2-type prespliceosome
Molecular function (GO): mRNA binding
Source: RefSeq, a predicted model, not a curated record